AUGUUGAAGAUAGAGAAACUGAGUCCCAUGGAGGACCACACCAUUCCUAAGACUGGGAUACUCAUCCCGGGAAACUCUGGGUACCUGCGCGCCCUGUACCUGGGGCUGCAGAGCCGCUGGCGCGGGGAGCGGCUGCGGCGCCACUUCUACUGGCGGAUGCUGUUCGAGAGCGCGGACGUGAGCAUGCUGCGCCUGCUGGAGACCUUCCUGCGCAGCGCGCCGCAGCUCGUGCUGCAGCUCAGCCUCCUGGUGCAGCGCGGCGCCGAGCCCGACCUGCUGCCCGCCCUGUCCACCUCUGCCUCACUCGUGUCCCUGGCCUGGACGCUGGCCUCCUACCAGAAGGUGCUGCGGGACUCACGGGACGACAAGCGGCCGCUGUCCUACAAGGGCGCCGUGGCCCAGGUGCUCUGGCAUUUGUUCACUAUCGCGGCUCGCAGCCUGGCCUUCGCGCUCUUUGCCAGCGUCUACAAGCUCUACUUUGGCAUCUUCAUCGUGGCCCACUGGUGCGUCAUGACCUUCUGGGUCAUCCAGGGCGAGACGGACUUCUGCAUGUCCAAGUGGGAGGAGAUCAUCUACAACAUGGUGGUGGGCAUCAUCUACAUCUUCUGCUGGUUCAACGUCAAGGAGGGCCGCAGCCGCCGCCGCAUGGCCCUCUACUACUGCAUCGUCCUGCUUGAGAAUGCCGUGCUCACUGGCUUCUGGUACUCCAGCCGCAACUUCUCCCCUGACUUCCGCUCGCUCAUCCUGGUCUGUGUGGUGGCCUCCAGCUUCGCGCUGGGCAUCUUCUUCAUGUGUGUCUACUAUUGCCUCCUGCACCCCAACGGGCCCAUGCUGGGUCCCCAGGCGCCUGGCUGCAUCUGCCCGGAGUCCCCAGGACCCUGUGGCCCACCAGCCGACGCUGUCACAAGUCCCCCAAGAUCCCUGCCAAGGACUACAGGCGCUGAGAGGGAUGGGGCCUCAGUGGGGGGCGAGCGUGCAGGGACCCCCACGCCACCUGUCUUCCAGGUGCGCCCUGGCUUGCCUCCCACACCAGUGGCUCGCCCUUUGCGGACAGAAGGGCCUGUCAUUCGGAUUGACCUGCCCCGGAAGAAGUACCCUGCCUGGGAUGCUCAUUUCAUCGACCGCCGGCUCCGGAAGACCAUUCUGGCGCUGGAGUACGCCUCUCCUGCCACUCCUCGGCUGCAGUACCGGAGCGUGGGGGUCUCCCAGGAGCUGCUGGAGUACGAGACCACGGUGUAGGCCACAGUCUCCCCCACAAAAAGGGACAGGCUUGGCUGACCCCACAUCAAUCACAGUGUUGAGCCCGGAAUUUCAGGGCCACCCAGCUAAAGGGGUGUGGAUCUGUUGGUCCAAGGGCAGAGUGGCCCACCAUUGGGUUCUUUCAGGGGAGCGGACAGCCUUGUGGAGGCCCCAGCCCUAGGCCCUGUUUUCAGCCCUGUGGCCCAUUUCCUAAACUCCCCUGAACCAGGGCCCAGGGAAUCAACUGGUGCUACACUCCUCAUUAGCUGCCCCACUUUCAUGAAGGCCUCCAUACGCGUCUGGUGCCAGGGGCACCCCACCCUCUCCCCUGCCUGGAGUCACCCACAUGUUGCUCCUGGCGGACCUGCCAGAGACAGGGCACUGGCUGGGGUCCAUGACCUGGGCCCUGUGUUCCUCAAGGGGUGUGGGGGGUGGGCUGCUUCUCUGGGGAGAGGAGAUCUCCGAGAAGGCUGGAGGAGGCCGUGGAAGAUGUGAGGGGAGGUGGGAGCAUCUGGUCGACAAGGUUGGUACAGUUCCUGUGGGGUCCGAGGUCCGGAGCCUGGGCA
Messenger RNA from Leptonychotes weddellii (Weddell seal), 1805 nucleotides. The record is from RefSeq and is a predicted model, not a curated record. Lineage: Eukaryota; Metazoa; Chordata; Mammalia; Carnivora; Phocidae.